This is a messenger RNA of Ruditapes philippinarum (Manila clam), 2385 nucleotides long. Its product is annotated as splicing factor 45-like. Lineage: Eukaryota; Metazoa; Mollusca; Bivalvia; Venerida; Veneridae. The coding region runs from base 164 to 1435 and encodes 423 amino acids. The record is from RefSeq and is a predicted model, not a curated record. Gene Ontology annotation, biological process: alternative mRNA splicing, via spliceosome; mRNA cis splicing, via spliceosome. Gene Ontology annotation, cellular component: precatalytic spliceosome. The transcript is spliced from 13 exons. Gene Ontology annotation, molecular function: RNA binding.
UUCUCAACACAAUAAAUUACAACAUCGAUCGGAAGAAAAAUAUUUUUCAACAAUAGCGUGACGACAGUGAUAUUUUUCGCCAUUCGUGUACAACUAUCACACAUUUCAAGAACAACAACAACAAAAAGCAUCAAUAAGGAUUGUUGAUUGUGGAUCUUGAAAGAUGUCCCUGUAUGAUGACCUUGACAUUGAUAAGGAGGAGAAAGGAGGGGUUGCAGCUGGCUGGUCCUCUAAUUAUAAACUGAUGAAAUCUCAGCUGCAGGCGAAGAAGGCUUCACUUAUACAGUCCAGUUCUAAGAGUCACAGAAAGUCAAGUACAUUAGCACCUGUUGUUGACUUUAAAAGAACGGCUGACACAACAGAUAGUCCUCUCAAAUUUAAUAUGAUCACUGGCAAGUUGGAGAAUGUACCAGUUCAGGAGAGAAUGUCAAGAGAUACACCAGUUGCACUUGGUGGAUCUCCGUUUAUUGCGUCAGAUCCGGUGCCGUCUCUGACUGGUGUAAAAGACGAGUAUAACCCUCUGCGACCGAACGAUUACGAGGAGAUAAUGAAGAAGAAGCGGGAUCAGAAACAGAAAGAAAGAGACGAAGAGGAGAGGAAGAGAGAUUCCCGUGAUUCACGAGAUAUAAGAGAUACGAGGGACACGAGGGAUAUACGAGAUUUCCGUGAUUCACCGAGAGAUAACCGGGACAGAGGAGAUGAUCGACACAGAAGGCGUGACAGAGAUAGGGACAGGGAUCGUGACGUUGGCGAGUUAGAAAGGGCACGAAGAAGACGUGAAGAUGAUGAAGACGAAUAUGAACGACCUGCAAGAAAAAAAUCUGAGAUAGGAGCAGCUAUAGCACCACCAAUGUCAUUGUUAGAGGAGCCUCCAAUCAAACCAGAGGACAAUGAUGGCUCCAUUAGUGGUAUGAUUCCAACAGGAGGAUUGUCAGUGGCUUCAAAGAUCAUGGCAAAGUAUGGUUAUAAAGAAGGUCAAGGACUUGGGAAGUCAGAACAAGGCAUGAGUACAGCAUUAUUUGUGGAGAAGACCAGUAAAAGAGGAGGGAAAAUUAUACAUGAGAGAGAUUUACCAAAAGAUACCCCACGUGAGUCAGUGACGAAUGCGAACUUAUUACGAAAUCCAACAAAGGUCAUCUUAUUAAGGAAUAUGGUUGGCCCUGGAGAAGUUGAUGAAGAUCUAGAGGGAGAAACAUUUGAGGAAUGUGGAAAAUAUGGCAAAGUUAUCAAAUGUCUCAUUUUUGAGAUGCCAAGCAACCCAGAUGAUGAGGCUGUAAGAAUUUUUGUAGAGUUUGACAGAAUAGACUCAGCAAUUAAAGCAAUAAUUGAUUUGAAUGGAAGAUAUUUUGGUGGCCGUGUAGUGAAAUGUUGUUUUUUCAAUCUCGAUAAAUUCCGAAGAUUAGACCUUGGAGCAGAUAUCGAUACCCCACCCUAGUAUACAAAAAUUAGGAUAUCUGGUUUUUAUUAUUGACAUUUCUCUCAAUUUUGGUGGCACAGUACAUUUAUAUUUGUGUCACAAAGUGUAAUGAUAGUACAAGGGUUGUUGGUGAACUUAGAAUCAAAAUAUGCUGUCUUGUACACUGAACAAUAGUUGAUGAUUUGUCAGCUACCAUUUAUGAAGACUGGCAAAUCAAGUCUUUAUGAUUCUAUCCUUUAAGCUUAUUGACGCCAACGGAUUGUUACCCAUGUGACCAAUGCAGAACAAGACCAGCUGGCACAUAUGUGCUGACUAUAUGUGCCGACUAAUUAUGGUCUGCACUGUUUCCUAUUCAGACAGAACAUAUCUUGUCAAUUUCUCUUUAAAUUAUGAAUGGUUUUGUCCAGAUUGAAAAAUGGACAAGUCCAUUUAAGAAAUAUUAACAUGGUAAGGAUAAAAUUAUUGGGUGAAAUGAUAAGUAAGAAAGAGUCAGAGACAGUUUAACAUGUUUAUUUCAUCAUUAAAAUUAUCUCGAGUAACCUUUUAGUUACUGGACCAAUCUGAAGCCAUGUGUCUGUUUAAAAACUAUGCAGAGGGAACUUUUUUUAAAAAUAAACUUAAAAUUUAUUAUAUUAUGAAGAAGUAACUCUUUAAAGUAUGCACAAUAGGUUUAAUUGGACACAAAAUAUAAACCUUACAAGUUUGUAAGGAUUUGCCUAUAUUUGGAGAUUUUCCUUUACAUCUAGCUUAACUAUUUUACAUGUAUGUGCUCUAUUGUUAAUAAGUAUUAUAAUUGAAAAAAACAACAUUUUUUAUGUAGUAUGAUGUCUGUUCAUGUUUAUGUUAAGAUGGUCGAGAAAAUAGCCUACUGUACUUACUAAUGUCAUAAAUUGUAUUUUAUGAAUGCAAAUAUACAUGUACAAUACAUGAAUGAAAUAAUAAAAAAAAUACAACUGUAUUAAAACUUG